Molecule: messenger RNA, 1744 nt
Organism: Salvelinus fontinalis (brook trout)
Lineage: Eukaryota; Metazoa; Chordata; Actinopteri; Salmoniformes; Salmonidae
Gene: apip
Product: APAF1 interacting protein
Exons: 7
Coding region: 400-1395 (331 amino acids)
Cellular component (GO): cytoplasm
Molecular function (GO): metal ion binding; methylthioribulose 1-phosphate dehydratase activity
Source: RefSeq, a predicted model, not a curated record
AAAACGAGAUAAAACUGAAUUGUUCCAUGUAAACAUGUGGCGAAAUAUUGUAUUUAAACGAUAUGUUGUUUUAGAUUUCGUUGAGGAGGAAUAACGUCACGUGUGUUUGCAUGUUAAAGUAGCACCUGUUAGUUAGCGAGCUAACGUUAACUGGCUAUCUAGUUUGCUUUUUGGCCAGCCUGUUACAGUUGCGCUCUAGUGUAUUGGCACCCUUGUACGUUUAUUUUAAAUAAUUCAAUACGUCUUCAAAUAUAAGUUACAAUUUAAAAAAAUAUAAACGUGUUCACACGUGUACUGUGGUAAUUUGCAGGUAUUUUUUACAAGGUAAAAACAGCCAUUGAAAUAGUGUUGAAAGGAGAACAGGAUAUUCCGCUUCAUUAUAACGUUACCACUGUGAACAUGGUGAAGGGGAAAGAGCUCUCUGAGGAUGUAAGGAAUUUGAUUAUAACCAAACAUGGACUUAAGCAAGGUUACAAGUCCAUCUCCCGGGACCUUGGGAUUGCUGUUUCCACAGUUCGUAAUGUUAUCAGGAAGCAUGCUGUCCAUGGCGUUGUAGUCAACCUCCCAGGACGUGGUCGCAAGAAGAAUCUGGUUCCACCGGUUGAAAACGCAGAUCGUUCUGCAUCUAUCCAAAAUAAAAUGACAUCUGUUUGUGAUGCCACCAAUGAAGACAAGGAAAAUGGUUCCGAGUCGACGAAGUCUCAGGACAAGGAACAUCCACGGGUUCUCAUCCCAGAGUUAUGUCGUCAUUUCUACCAACUCGGCUGGGUUACUGGGACAGGAGGAGGGCUAAGUUUGAGACGUGGAGAUCAGAUCUAUAUUGCCCCGUCUGGAGUGCAGAAGGAGAGACUACAGCCAGAUGACAUGUUUGUCUGUGAUGUGGAAGAGAGAGACAUCAGCUCCCCACCCCCCUGGAAGAAGCUGAAGAAGAGCCAGUGCACCCCUCUGUUCAUGAAUGCCUUCACUAUGAGAGCGGCGCAGGCCGUCAUCCACACCCACUCCAAGGCUGCCGUCAUGGCAACUCUGUUUUAUCCUGGCAAGGAGUUCCGCAUAACUCACCAGGAGAUGAUAAAGGGAAUCCGCAAGGGCACCUCCGGCACCAACUACAGAUAUGAUGAAAUGCUGGUGGUCCCCAUCAUUGAGAACACCCCGGAGGAGCGGGACCUGAAGGAGCGCAUGGCGCUGGCCAUGGAGCAAUACCCAGACUCCUGUGCGGUCCUCGUCCGGCGUCACGGCGUCUACGUGUGGGGGGAGUCCUGGGAGAAAGCAAAGACCAUGUGUGAAUGUUAUGACUACCUAUUUGACAUCGCCGUCCAAAUGAAGCAGAGUGGAAUGGACCCUUCAGCACCACCCAUUGAAGAGAACCAUUACUACGAUGUCCAACAAUCCCAAUAAAUGGAGGCAAACAACCAUGGCCUAAAAUGAACACUUGCCAAAUGUGUAUUUUCCUCCAGCCGUGUCGCCGGGUGUCAGGACCCACAGUGCUCCAAGUAUUUCACUCGCAUUUUGUGAAUAUAAAAAGUCAAGUUUGAUCACAUUCAUAGUAACAUAUAUGCUGCAGUAGCUGUUUUCAAAAUAUUUCUGCCAUUUUUGUUUCAUAGCUGGUAAUAUAUAGCCUAUUCCAGCCUGGCUGUGGGCUGUGCGCACGUGAAGAGCUGAGUGAAAGAUGACAUUUUUAGAAGCGCUGUGCACAGGCAUAAAAGUUGGUCUAAUUUAUUUGAGAAGAAAGUCUACUGAAGUGAAA